Molecule: messenger RNA, 2184 nt
Organism: Cephus cinctus (wheat stem sawfly)
Lineage: Eukaryota; Metazoa; Arthropoda; Insecta; Hymenoptera; Cephidae
Product: transmembrane and coiled-coil domain-containing protein 4
Exons: 9
Coding region: 270-2015 (581 amino acids)
Source: RefSeq, a predicted model, not a curated record
ACGCUGAUCUAAACUGCGUAAAUGUGAUUUAUUUAUUUAACGAGCGUGUAUGCAUAUAGGCUUAGUAGGCGCCUAUAAGAAGGUAAGAAGUUGAUAGUCUGAGCAAAAUGUAGACUGAUAUCAUUAGAUUUGAUCUAAUGUGUGUGAGCACCCCAUAAUGGAAUUAUUACUACGCGUCUUGAUAAAAUCCUUUAUCCUUAUCUGAAAAUGUUUUGAUGCGAUUUGAUGGAUAAAAAAUUAAAAAUAGAAACGUCUUCAUCGGGAGCACAAUGUCGGAAAGAAGGAAUAAGGUCCAAGUAGCAGGACCUAUGCUUGGAACAACAAAUAUCUCUGAGACUGCUGCCUAUGCAUAUGCAGCCAUAUGUUCCAUCAUAUUAUCAGAACUGUUUCCUCAGGAAUGUCAUCAAGAAUUUAGACAAAGCUAUGUCAAAACAAUAUGCUCUCGAUUGAUGCUAAAUGAAAGGGUUGAACCUGUCAUGUUUAUCUUAGCUCAGGGUAAUAGCGGGCAUACUGAAGAUGCUUAUGUCACUCUUCUCCUGGAAGAUCCUACCAUCAAAGGCAGAGCUGUUGCAAUAGUACAGGAUGUUGUACUGAAUGCUCUUCGUAAUGGGAUAUUGUCAGGAGAAUAUGAUGCAAGACACAGAGUCCUCGCACGAAGAAUAGCUGAACUUCUGAAGGUGCCUUUUGAUUUGGUGGAACUCUAUGAACUUUCCCUAGUUGAGAGGCUGAGUCAGAAAGUAGAGCCACAAACCGAGAAAGAACAGAAGGAUGCUAAGCAUCGCGAGAAGAUCAAGAAGAUUAAGCGAUAUGCAUCGAUUGGUCUUGCUACGAUAACUGGUGGUACACUGAUAGGAGUUACCGGAGGAUUGGCAGCCCCUUUGAUAGGAGUAGGUGUAGGAACUCUUCUAGGCGCUGCAGGAACAAGUGCUGCAUUGGUAUUGUCUACUACAGCUGGAGCAGCCAUUCUAGGAUCAGUAUUUGGAGUUGCUGGAGCAGGGCUUGCAGGAUACAAAAUGAAUAAGCGUGUUGGAGAAGUUGAAGAGUUUGCUUUUGAGUCUCUAAGUCAAUUUCCUGGUAAUGAAAGACAAUUACACAUCGCCAUAGCAGUCACAGGUUGGCUCAAUGACCGUGAACCUGAUAACGUAGUUAGACCUUGGAGAUGCUUAGCUGUCUCCAGAGAACAGUAUGCAUUAAGAUAUGAGACCAAAUAUUUGAUUGAGCUAGGAGAAGCUCUAAAUUACAUAUUGAGCAUGGCUAUGUCAGCUGCUACUCAGGAGGCGCUGAAGUAUACUGUCUUAUCAACUCUGAUGACUGCCAUAGCCUGGCCAGCUGCUCUGCUUUCGAUUUCAUCUAUCAUAGACAAUCCCUGGUCGGUCUGCUGUAGACGUAGUUCAGAAGUUGGUAAGCAGUUGGCUCAUGUUCUCCUAACCAGAGAACAUGGCAAGCGACCUGUAACCUUGAUAGGAUUCAGCCUUGGUGCACGAGUUGUAUAUUACUGUCUUCGAGAAAUGGCACAGGUCGGUGGAGGUCAAGGCAUCAUCCAGGAUGCUAUUAUGCUUGGUACACCAGUAACAAGUAACAAAGAACAGUGGGAGCUGUGCUCUACUAUAGUGGCUGGUAGAAUGGUUAAUGGUUAUUGCAGCGGUGACUGGUUAUUGAAGUUUCUAUAUCGAACAUUGUCAAUGGCGACUGGUGUUGCUGGUCUGGUACCAGUUCAAUGCGACAAGGUCACAAAUGUUGACCUCAGCGGCAUUGUCCACGGCCAUGGUGAAUACUUGGAAAAAUUACCAACUCUAUUAAGGCACGUAGGGUUGAAUACGAGAGAUGUCGAAGUGCAGGAUGAUUCAACUUGCAUGAAAAAAUCGAGUUCAGAAGUGCCUUAUACAUCUGUCAGUCAAAAUACUCUUAAGACGGAUACCAAUAUAAAAAUAUCCCAGUCGGCUACGUGCCUGUCGUCCACAAAGUACCUAGAAUCGAACAACCGUGUCAAGGAUAGUGAUGAGGAACAAUCAUAAUUAAUUAAUAUAUGAUAACAGUAAUCAAAACAGCUUUUAAUCGCGCUACAAACAGUGACAAGAAACUGAGGACCAUGCAAACCGCCCAAAGCUUCUAUUGACUAGAACAAAUAUUUAUAAUAUGGCUUUAAACUUUCAUGGAGUAAAUAAAAACACGCUUGAUUAUAUA